Paramormyrops kingsleyae is the source of this 3368-nucleotide messenger RNA. RefSeq names its product transmembrane protein 229B (gene tmem229b). Lineage: Eukaryota; Metazoa; Chordata; Actinopteri; Osteoglossiformes; Mormyridae. The record is from RefSeq and is a predicted model, not a curated record.
UAAAAGUUACAUUUUGUAUAGCUGUCACUUGUAAGACUCAUCCCGAUUACACAAAAUACUAAUAAAUAUAUAAAAUACAUUAUAUAUAAACAUUAUAUGUAGAAUAUCUGAUAUAUGAACAUAGUGCAUGCUCUGGAAGGCGCUCGGUGCAGCCCUGAAGCAGUUAAACGAAGAGGCGAUAAGCCGGUUGGUGGCCAAUGCCGCUUAGAGCCGGUGCUGCUGGUGCAGUGAAGGAAAAUGUGUCAAUUUUCAUUCAGCGAGAGGCGACAAAGUGCAGCGACCGCCGGGCAAACACACAACGGCGGGAAGCUGCGUUUUGCUCCCCGGUAAAACAUCAGAACAAGGAGAAUCCCAGGCUAGAAACCAAAUUCGCAUCAGACGUGCUUAAUGCUUCUUUUUUUUUUUAGCGUGAAUUGUUAUUCUGCUAUGUCGUUUUAAGCAGCUUCACGCAUGCUUAGCCCGACCUGCCGUAUUAAGAGGUUUUACAUUCUCUGUUUAGCUGCUCGCUUUGAUAAGGCAGGCGUUGGCUGCACGGAAGGCAGGCCUCUGAGCCACAUCCGGAGCAGCACACGGCCAGCGGGUUCCUGAGACAGCAGAAAGCAGAGAAUAGGCAUUUUUCCAGCGUUUGAAGCACGGAAAAUAGUGAUGCUAUAUGAAUGUAUUGCAUGCAUUAUUUGGUGUUUUCUUCUGAGAUAAACAGCUGGAGGCGGAAGCGGUCGUCAUGGCGACUCCGGAACCUCUGACGCCUCUCUCGCGCUGGUACCUCUACGCCAUCCACGGCUACUUCUGCGAGGUGAUGUUCACGGCCGCCUGGGAGUUCGUGGUCCACUGCAACUGGAAGUUCCCCGGCGUCACCAGCGUGUGGGCUCUCUUCAUCUACGGCACGUGCAUCCUGAUCGUGGAGCGCAUGUUCCUGCAGCUGCGGCACCGCUGCCCGGUUCUCCUGCGCUGCGUCAUCUACACGCUGUGGACGUACCUGUGGGAGUUUGGCACGGGGCUGCUGCUGCGCCAGUUCGACGCCUGUCCGUGGGACUACUCCCAGUUCCGCUACAACUUCAUGGGCCUGAUCACCGCUGAGUACGCCCUGCCCUGGUUCUGCGCCUCCUUUAUCGUGGAGCGGCUGGUCAUUCGCAACACGCUGCGGCUCCGCUUCGACGAGCACGCUGACCUGGCCGGCGACGACUGCCUCUCAGCCGUGGCCGGGGGGGGCGCAGGUACCGCCAAUGGGUACGUGAAGGUGGACUGAGGGUUGACCCCCCACCCUGGCUCCCUUCUCCCUCGCAGACGCCCCGAUUCCUUACACCUGCUGUGCUGGGGAGAAGAAGCGCCUUGGAGUCUGGGGUGGGGAGGGACAGCCUCAAACGAGAACCUUCGUUGAGGUUCCGGUCCACCUUGUUUUUGCAGGAAGAACUAUACAGUCCGACAUUAUUCGUUCGUACCUGUCCUAGAGACAAGCAAGGGGGCAGCAAGCCCCCGCCACCGUGAAAAGAGUGAAGGGAAUGCGGAUACAAAGUUGUAUCUGAUUGGAUGACAUAGAACCUCAGCAACAAAUUAUCUAUAGUUAUACUGGAAAAAGAUAUAUGCAUUCAAAAGAAUAUCAAUCUUUUAGAAGAGUAGCGUAGUAAACUUGGCAAAAAUAUUCUAGUAUGAAUUUUUAAUUUUUGGAGAUGUAUGUAUUAUUUAUUAAUAUUUAUCAAAAGCAGCUUGUAGCUUCAGAUUGUUGAUAUGAGGUAAAUAUUUACAAUUUACUCAGAUUCCAUCCACAAUCAGUGCUUAAUACUUGAACUGAGUCUCCAAAAUAUAUUUUUUCUUUUUAAAAACAAACAAAAAAAAAAAUUAUGGAACCUUUGAUGCUUGAAAAUGCAUGGCAUAUGGUAAGGUGAUCCCCCAUUUUAUACGCCAGGAUAUUUGAAAACGUUCAAGGAAGUUGAUAGAUUUUUUUUUCCCGAUAAUUUUUUUGAAAUCGUGAAGGUGUGGUGUAACAACAACAAUAUAGCAACAACAACAACACACAACAAUAAUAAUAAUAAUAAUAAAAUAACCCAAGAUCAGGAGUGUGUUACUUAGGUAAAUUAAAAUCAUCACAGGAGAGGAGAGGGAAACACAAAACAUAUAAUGUUUUGGUUUCAGGAAUAUUAUGUCAAGAUGAUAGAGGAAGCAGCUCCUAUAACCGUAAGCAAAACAAUGGUGUUUCAGUUGUUUCUAUCAAGUCCCAGUUCUACUCAAGGUGAAUAACUGCUUUAGAAUACCUAGUGUAAUCUACUCAGUACCUGUAGUAACUACUGAACCAGUUAAUGAACUUGGAUAAGUUUUAAAAACAUAUUGUUUUAGUGCUGUGACUUAGGUGAGUUCUGAACAUCCUGUAAAAUUUAAGAACAUGAUUGUCUCUUGUCUGGAUAACAACCAAAUACUGUCAUUCCCAAUAAUUGGUCUUGAUUUGAUCUCUUUGACUAUGGAUUUCUCCAGAUGGUUCUCAGGUUUAAACCAGGUUUAAUGAUUUAGGCACUUUCUAAUAACAUGCUCUGUAAAACGCUUUGUCCACUUUAUUAAUUCCAGGGGACUUUAGGACAGCAUCUUAAUUAGCCCGACCACAUAACUGUUUGCUUGUAUUCUGUGUCUCUUUUAGCGUGUUGUGUUUUGUCUCAUUUUCACCCCUUUGGUCCCUUAGGGAGUGUUUUAUGUGGUGUUUUGCAUUUUGCUGUUUCAGGCAAGUUAGUAAAAACAAUGAGAACAGGCCAGCUUUAUUCCCAGAAUCCACUCUCACAUGCCAUUUCCCAUAUUCUGAUGUAAAAUUUUUGUUGUUUGUUGUUCUGUUGGCUUUUGAAGUUUGUCAAACUUGCUGAAUGAGUUCCUGUUCUCAUCUUAGCUGUUGUUUGGAUGUUAACUUCACUGCCAAUGCCAUCUAACUUACUAGACAGUUACAUCUUCCUUUGUGUGUGUUGCAAAUAUGGUGGUCAUGUCUGGAAAACUCUUACUGUAGGGCUGUAAAGCCCUGUGAGAAUCACACAUUACAGACAUGUUUUUAUUGGAUGGAUAUUUACUCACAGAAUAAUCUAAUGUAUUUCAUGAAAUUAUCUUUCAACAGAGCAAUAUUAGGGAAAAAGAUAUUUUCAAAUAUUUGUUUUUGUUUAAACUGGGGGGAAACUGUGCAUGUACGACAGAAAAAUGGCUUCUUCAGUAUUAUUUCUGUAAUGAUAAAUUGGUUGGUUUAAAUGAAAAUUUCAUAUAGUGUUUGCAUUUUUCUUUGAGGAGUGCAGAUAUUUAAAGGCUGUGGUGAAACACAAAUACGAUGCUGUGUAUAUGAGUUUGUGUGUGUAUGAGUGUGUGUGCGUGUGUUUUUAUUUUUUGGAAUAAAAUGAUUAAAUUAA